UUCAGGAAAAACAGUUAGAAUCCAGAAUAACCAUGAAUCAAGAAACAUUAGAUGGUUUACAACUCGACAUAAAAACCAAGACCAAGCAUAUUAUUUUCAAAGGGAGUACUGAAGUUCCUUCUUUUUCGGACGUGGAACUUAUAGUUUAUGACAAUGAGAAUAUAACUGGCGACAUAAGCCUAGCACAAUUUCCUAAUCUCGUGAAAAUUACUUUUUCAAAGAAUAUCAAUUUCACUAAUCUGGAUAGUAUCGAUAUUAGUGAAAACGAGAAGUUAUGCUGGUUAUUUGGUUACACAUCUUUUAAUAAUACUUAUUGUAAGCUUUUUGUUAAAGAAAGACAACUUGGUCGAGUAAUAGUAUCUUGGGGAACGGGUGUCCGUAAAGUAGAAAAUAAGUUAGAACAUCAAUGCUAUAUACCCUACUAUAUAGUUGAAGAUCGAAAAUUGGAGCGAUUAGAAACAGAAGUAGAAAGGCUGACACAAGAUCUCACCGAAAAAAAUCAACAAAUAAAGGACUUACAGACGGAAGCAAAUGAAAAACCUACUCUUCACCAGUUUCAAGAACUAAAUAAAAUAGUAUUGGCUGGUAGUGAAUUUGACUACUUCAAUUUAAAAGAAGAAAUUAAGAGACUUAAGUUAAUAGACUUCACACCUUACUUUCAACAGCAAAAAGAACGGUUUGAUCAGUUAACUAUAAAUAGCAAAAAUAAAGCAGGCGAUAAUUUGAAACCAAUAUUAGAACUUUUCUUGCAAACUCGAAAACAAAUUAUCGAGCAGAGCAACAGAAAUGGCGAUGAUUUCGCAAAAGGACAACUACAAGGACAGUUAGUUACUUGUCAGACACUUUUACAAUCAAAGUUUACCCAAGAGGAAUUACAAUCUCUUUUAAAUAUGCAAGAAGAAAUAUUAAAACUCGAAGAGCAAUCAUAUAUUUUGAGUGGGUGA
Molecule: messenger RNA, 944 nt
Organism: Acaulospora morrowiae
Lineage: Eukaryota; Fungi; Glomeromycota; Glomeromycetes; Diversisporales; Acaulosporaceae
Source: the annotation of a GenBank genome assembly